UUCACUGAUACAUUACUAAUGAAAAAGAAGUUGUUAUAAAUGAAUGUGAGACUUUAAAUAUUGUCGCAGAUUAAUUCUAACCUAAGAGGCAGACGACGUAGGACCUAGUACUCAUCAUCGCGUCAUAUAUGUACCACUGUAUCUGCAAGAAUUUUAUAAUUUUUAUUCAGAAUUCACUAACUCAAAAUGGAUAAAACUGCUACCGAUUUCACGACAUUAAGUUUCGAAUCAGCCGUACAAGAGACUUUGUCACAAGGCGCUGGAGGAAUAUCCACGUUUGCAGUGCUACUUGCGGCAUUCUCAGUUUUGUUUUUGUCAUACUUAUCGACACGAAAUAAGUGGGAUAUUCGAGGAAAGGACGAGAAGAAAGAGAAACCGAAAGGCUUAGACAGCAUUGCAGGACCAAAACGACUCCCACUUAUCGGGAAUUUGCUAGACAUCAAAUAUAAUGUGGAAGAAAUGGAUGACUUCUUCCUUGAGACUGCUGCAAAAUACCCAAAGCGAGCACGCUUCAAUGUUCUCGGGGAGAAUUUUAUUAUUAUUUACAACGCUGAAGACAUGAAAGAGAUUCUCCACACGAAGCAAUACAUUCAGAAAAGUGCAGAAUAUGAUGUUUUCACAUGGAUUGGGAAAGGAGUCUUGACAGCAGAUGAGAACUUAUGGAUGAAAACCCGUCCCGUGCUGGACAAAGGUUUCCGUCACCAAAUGCUCAACAAAUAUCGUGAUGUCUUCUGCAACAAGACGAGGCAAUUAAUGGAUGUACUCAAGGACCGGGUGGCCAAGCACCCCGAUGAGGCAUUCAAUAUCUUUCCCCUCAUCUUUGACACAGGAUUUGACAUCAUUUCGGAAUCCGUUAUGAACACCCCUUCAAACGUCUUGGGAGGAGUUGAUAAGAACGUAUAUUCUCCCAACAUGGACAGGGCUGCUGAUUUUUUUCAUUAUCUUCACUUCCGACCAUUCUUUUACAAAACGACCCUAGGACGAUUUUUAUGGCGGCAUAGCAAAGAUGGGAAGGAAGAAGCGGAAUGUCUCAAGACCUUGAAUGAUUUUAGUCAGAACCUUAUGCAAAAUCGCAAACGAGCGUUGGCUCAAGAGCCGGACCAGGAUUCUCAGAAUGCUACAUCUCUCUUGGACAUUAUGCUAUUAGAACAAAAGACUAAUCCUCGCUGGACAGAUAGGCAGAUUAGGGACGAAAUUGACACAUUUUUAACCGGAGGUCAUGGAGCAACGACAGCUACGUUUGGCAUGUUCAUUCAAUUAAUGGGUGCUCAUCCUGACAUUCAGGAAAAAGUUUAUCAAGAAGUCAGCGCUGUUUUUGACGGGGAUUCCCAAAGAGAACUAACACUGGAUGAUUUAAAUAAGUUAAAGUAUACAGAACUUUGCAUCAAAGAAUGUCUCCGCCUUUAUCCUGGAGUCCCGAUAUUUCCACGAGCCGUUUUAAGACCAUUGACUUUAUCAGAUGGAACGGUCGUACCAGUUAAUACGACCCUGUUGCUUAUUCCUUUCUUGCUUCAUCGUGACCCUGAGACAUUUCCUGACCCUGAGAAAUUCAUUCCCGAGCGAUUCGAGGUGGGUCAUAGUGAUCGACACCCUUAUUCUUGGAUCCCAUUCUCAAAGGGUCCUAGAGAUUGUAUAGGAAAGGCGUUCAGCAUGAUCGAAAUGAAAGUGUACGUUGCGUAUUUAAUGAAUAAUUUUAAAGUCGUAAAAGCAGUUAAUACUGAGGAUAUGACUGUAUUAUUAAGGAUAUUUCUGAAGUCAAAGACCGGAAUUCAGAUCAAAUUAGAGCCACGCUACUAAUAAAUGUAUGUGCAUGUGGUUAAAAAGCACACUAUAAUGUCUAUAAUAACCUGUGAUUUAGCUAUGUAUAAAUUAUAAUUAUAUCAGAGUAAUAAAUGUAUUUUUUAAAUGGG
Folsomia candida is the source of this 1910-nucleotide messenger RNA. Its product is annotated as cytochrome P450 4d2. The coding region runs from base 187 to 1797 and encodes 536 amino acids. The record is from RefSeq and is a predicted model, not a curated record. NCBI's taxonomy places the organism in Eukaryota, Metazoa, Arthropoda, Collembola, Entomobryomorpha, Isotomidae. Gene Ontology annotation, molecular function: iron ion binding; oxidoreductase activity, acting on paired donors, with incorporation or reduction of molecular oxygen; heme binding. The transcript has 4 exons.